This is a messenger RNA of Carica papaya (papaya), 1751 nucleotides long. Its product is annotated as MATE efflux family protein. NCBI's taxonomy places the organism in Eukaryota, Viridiplantae, Streptophyta, Magnoliopsida, Brassicales, Caricaceae. Gene Ontology annotation, molecular function: antiporter activity; xenobiotic transmembrane transporter activity. Gene Ontology annotation, cellular component: membrane. Gene Ontology annotation, biological process: xenobiotic detoxification by transmembrane export across the plasma membrane. The record is from RefSeq and is a predicted model, not a curated record.
AAAGCAAAAACAAAAAACACAAGAAAACAAAAACAAAUAUGUGUCAGCAAAGUAACUCUUUUUCCUGCAAAUGCGAUUCAAGCUUCCCUUUCCUUCCCUCAAUCAAAGACCCGCAGGAGCCCGACAUCAACACCCCAUUGAUCCCCAAAAGUCCAACACCAAACCCAAAUUACCACUCCAAGACGCAGAACAUAACCCAUCUGUCUUCCGCCAUCAAAGAAGCCAUUUCAAUAGCUAAAAUAUCUUUGCCCAUGAUACUGACAGGCCUCAUGCUAUACUCUCGCUCGCUCAUCUCCAUGCUCUUUCUUGGCCACCUUGGAGAGCUUGCUUUGGCUGGAGGCUCACUCGCCGUGGGCUUUGCAAACAUAACCGGCUACUCUAUUCUCUCUGGCCUUGCCAUGGGAAUGGAGCCCAUUUGCGGUCAAGCUUACGGUGCCAAGAAACUCACUCUUCUUGGCCUGACUUUGCAGAGGGCAGUGCUUAUGCUCAUCUUCGCUUCGCUUCCUAUUUCUAUUCUCUGGCUUAAUAUGAAGAGAAUCUUACUGUUUUGUGGCCAAGAUGUUGAUAUAGCAACCGAAGCACAGGCAUAUCUAUCCUACUCUCUCCCUGACCUCUUAGCUCAAUCGCUUUUGCAUCCAUUAAGAAUCUACCUAAGAAGCCAGUCAAUAACUUUGCCUCUAACGUUUUGCGCCAUUCUAUCCAUUCUUGUGCACAUACCCUUAAAUUAUUUUUUUGUCUUUCACCUGAAUUUAGGCAUCGGAGGCGUUGCUCUCACUGGGGUAUGCACAAACUUCAACCUAGUAGGCUCCUUAGUAAUCUAUGUCCUCGUCUCUGGCGUCCAUAAACAGACAUGGGGUGGAUUUUCGACAGAGUGCUUUAAAGCAUGGAAAACUCUCGUGAAUUUGGCCAUUCCCAGCUGCAUUUCGGUCUGCCUUGAAUGGUGGUGGUACGAGAUCAUGAUCUUGGUAUGUGGACUCUUGUUGAAUCCAAGAGCAACCGUCGCUUCAAUGGGAAUUCUGAUUCAAACCACCGCCUUAAUCUACAUAUUCCCAUCUUCUCUAAGCUUUGGCGUGUCAACAAGAGUUGGCAACGAGCUAGGAGCGAAUCAGCCCAAAAAGGCAAAACUCGCCGCUUUCGUAGGCCUCGCUUGCAGCUUCAUGCUGGGCUUUGCGGCUCUGUUUUUCACCUUAAUGGUGAGAAAAAUAUGGGCUACCAUGUUUACUCAGGACAAAGAGAUCAUAGCAUUGACAUCGCUUGUUUUGCCAAUAAUCGGGCUGUGUGAACUCGGAAACUGCCCACAAACCACUGGAUGUGGAGUGCUAAGGGGCACCGCAAGGCCAAAAGUUGGGGCAAACAUCAACCUGGGUUGCUUUUACCUUGUAGGUAUGCCGGUGGCGAUAGCCUUAGCCUUCUUUGCUGGUUUCGAUUUUGAAGGGCUGUGGCUCGGUCUCUUCGCUGCACAGGCCUCGUGUGUGGUGACUAUGCUGAUAGUUGUCUAUAGAACAGAUUGGGAUUCUGAAGCAGAUAGAGCAAAGGAGCUGACGGGGGGCGUGUUUAUUGUCGACAGUGAAGAUUUUGAUCAGGAGAAACCAGACAAAGUCGAAAUCAAUAUUGGGGUUUCUUUUCAUAAUUCAAUUGGAAAAACAGAUGAACUUGAUCUUUCUUGCCUUGUUUAGUAAACCCUUUCCUCCUUGGUUUCUAUCUUUUCGGAAGGUUUUUGUCAAUAGAAAAAUUGUACAGUGGGCAGAGAG